UACUCGUGUCAAUUGUGCAAAUUAAAAAAAACCUUGAGGGCAUCAACGUAAUUAAGAAAGACUGAAAUCAGAAAAAAAGGGAGUCGAUGGAAAUUUAGUGGAUUCAGUUCGAUUAGAGUCGCGGGGGCUUCUGUUCUAUCCUCUCACAAUCAUCAUCUACUCUUUCUCAAAGAUUUCUACAAAUUGAAGCAUAACCCUAAAAUAUAAACCUAUAUUUGUUCGAAAGGCAAAUUUUCUUUUCAUAAGAAAAAAAGAUGCAAGGAGGAGAAGAAGUAAGCAUCGAGGAGCUCGCUUCCAAUCUCUCCACUUACAAAGAACAGCUUCAUAACGUUAGACAACUGUUGGCUGAUGAUCCUCAUAAUUCUGAGUAUGUGGACAUGGAGAAGGAGCUUAAUGAGGUCAUUGCUCUGACGGAGGAACUCCUUGCAACUGCAAAGCAGAAUGAGAUAUCUGGAUCAGAUAUUGGGCCAGAAACAAGUGCAUCACCUGGUUUGCAUCAACCUAAGGAUUCAGUGGGAAUGUCUAGUGGACAUGAGAAGUUUCCUGUUGGUGCAAAAGUUCAAGCAGUAUGGAGUGAAGAUGGGGAUUGGUACGAUGCAACAAUAGAGGCUCUUACUCCAAAUGGGUAUUAUGUUUCCUAUGAUGGAUGGGGGAAUAAGGAAGAGGUUGAUCCUGCCAAUGUAAGACCGGUUGAGUUCAAUGCUUUACUGGAAGCUGAAAGAGAUGCUGAAGCUACAAAGCAAGCUAUCAAACGGAAGAUUGCACAAGCUGCUUUUGUUGAUUUCGAAUCACGAAGUUUGCCAUCAAAGCUUCGUAUAAAUGCUGAUGACCCAGAGGAUGUGAAAUCUGCCAAGCGUAAGAAAAUACAUGCCUUCAAGUCAAAGGUGCGUUUUGAGCAACUUGAAGUUGCACAAAAUAAGCGGCAAAAUGCAUGGCAGCAGUUCCAGACCACUAAAGGCAGCAGUAAAAAGGUUGGUUUCUUCUCAGGGCGCAAGCGAGAAAGCAUUUUUAAGUCCCCUGAUGACCCAAAUGGUAAGGUUGGUGUGACUGGAAGUGGCAAGGGCUUGACAGAGUUCCAGAAAAGGGAAAAGCACUUGCAUCUCAAAGGUGGAACUGUGGAGACUGAUGAUUAGACUUUUGAGUUUCGAUUAUUUUCAUAGUUCUUCAUAUGUAACUUGCUUCAUUAGUUAACUGAUGCAUUAGCAAGGUCACUAGUUAAAGGAGUCGAAUUGACAUCUAGUGUGCAUGGCAUAACUUUGUGAGAAUUUAUGUCACUUGCAAUGCCAUUUGCAGAUGUUCGGAUAUUACAACUUCUCUGUUAUGUCUACUGUUUCAUUUUUUUUUUUCAAGGUUUGGUGAUAGGGAUGUAUGAAUUCUGAGAGAAGAAUUUGAUUUCUCGAGUAUCCCCA
Messenger RNA from Hevea brasiliensis (rubber tree), 1409 nucleotides. RefSeq lists its product as uncharacterized. Gene Ontology annotation, biological process: mRNA processing. Gene Ontology annotation, cellular component: cytoplasm; nucleus. The record is from RefSeq and is a predicted model, not a curated record. The coding region runs from base 255 to 1133 and encodes 292 amino acids. The transcript has 8 exons. Gene Ontology annotation, molecular function: RNA binding. Lineage: Eukaryota; Viridiplantae; Streptophyta; Magnoliopsida; Malpighiales; Euphorbiaceae.